UGUCGCCGCCGCCUAUAGCGACCUGAACCGAGCAAUCUGGGAACGAAGCAACUCGCACAUAUUUACACAUCUCAAGGCCCUCUUCAAUUCCUUUUAAGAUGACAAUCCGAGUGCUAAAUCAAGAGAUGGCAAAUGAGCCAGUAAUGGUUAAACAAAAUUUCGUUGAAAUUGGUAACAAAGCUCUAUUGACAGCUAAUGCGAGGAGGAGGUGGAUUUUCGGGCUCGAUGAAAAUCAGAGAUUCAUAUGGGUUGACCGUUGUGUGGAGUGUACGAAAAGGGACGAGAAAAGUGAAGCCGCAAUUGCUUGCACUAGGAGUUGGUGUGUCUUAACAAGGCACAAGCACAAACUUAGUAAAAGUGAUAGUGAUACUGCUAAUAUCACCUUCCCCAGAGCUUCACUUCCUGAACAUCUCAUUUUUAGAAUCCUAACUUUCCUUCCCGCGCACGUACUUCACAAUGUCGCGAUUCAUGUUUGUUGGAGUUGGUAUAGGCUUGUCAAAACCCCCAUUUUCACCCGGGACAACCUCAUCCGAACCCCAUCUUUCCUAAGUUUCAAUACUUACACUUGGUGCGAGGUCCCAUCUGAACUUCAUCUUCAAACCAGCAACAGCCAUUCCCAUGGACCCAAAUUGCAAAUCACGCGCUCUUCUUUGCCUCUUUGUUGCAAGGUUUUGGCUACUUGCAAUGGCCUAGUUCUGGCCAAAACUGGUUCCUACUCAGAAUUUGCCCUUCACUUGGCCAAUCCUGUGACAGGGGAAAACAUAUCCAACUUCCCCGAGUUGCCAGAAAUUCCAGCAAUACAGGCUCUGUGGUUACCCAAUGUGGGGUAUUCUAAUGGCCAUGUUGCUGGCAUAUCAUAUAUGCCUUCCCUUGAUGCCUACAAGGUGGUGCUAAUCCCCUGUCAUUUCAUCCAACCUGUUUUGGUGCUAACCCUUGGCACAGAUGCUGCUUGGCGAUUCGUUGAUUCCACCACUGCUAAAGUUAAUGGAUCUUUACGAUUAAACCUUCAUGAAAUGCACUUCCCUAUUUCCAUAGAUGGCUACAUCUAUUGGACCAAUAAUUUUUACCCUUCGUCCGUACUUGUUUUUGAGGCAGAAUCUGAAAAACUCUUUUACAUACCGUCACCUACAAAGAAAAUGAUAUCGUCCUUCCUCAUGAGCAAUGGUUGGCUAGGCGUAGCGGAGUUUGAAGGCCUUUCUAAUGUGCAAAUUUGGGCCUUGACAAAUGUGGCGCUCAGAGAAUGGACUCAGAUGUUCACCAUAACAACACGAAUGGGCAGCCUGUUUCCAAGAUAUAGAGGCGCCUUCAACAAGUUUAAGGGCCUAAGAAAGGCUCAACUCAUCCAUUGUUCGACAAGUGGGGAGGUGACACUUGUCUACUUCUCAGCAAACAAGAUGGCUAUGUAUUGGCAUGAUGUGACAACCGGAGCUUAUGAAGCGGUCGUCCACAACAGGUCAGAUGUCCUUUAUUUCUAUUCACGUGUCGAAAGCCUCAUUUCACCCAAGAGCAUACCUUCAGCUACACAUUAGCUGCGGCAUAUCGUUUGUCCCCCGUGGCUUCGCUGAGAGGUAAUUUUUGUUUAUCUGGUAGCAAAUGUAGUUUGCAAAGUUUGAAUUUUUACCGUUGAACUGUGAACUGAGUUCUAGGGUUAGCGUGAUCUAGCGUCAGAUCUCCAAUCCCCAUCACCCCCUUACUUUUGUCGGAAACAGCCAGUCUAAGGAUGAUGUCGGAUGAUGUCAUUGCUGCCAAUCACUUGCAAAACUUGUAAGUUUCUCUUUACAACAAGUAUUUGGACGACAACUCAGAAGAGGCAAGCAAUAUCAAAGGAUAUUGCAAUCAUAUUGGCUUGCCUGUUGUUGACAUUAAAGCAGCCAUCCCGUCAAUGCCACACCAUCACAUGUCGUUCUCUUUGUUCCCAAUAGCGAGAAGGAAGCAUAGAGUAGUAGGAGUCAGACGAUCAACAUUAGCUUUGGGGCCUUUGGUAUA
Molecule: messenger RNA, 1986 nt
Organism: Cuscuta campestris
Lineage: Eukaryota; Viridiplantae; Streptophyta; Magnoliopsida; Solanales; Convolvulaceae
Source: the annotation of a GenBank genome assembly